ACACAGUUCACAGCACUACAUUGAGCAAGUGUGGCUGUGAGUCGGGCAGUAGAAAGUCAGUCAAGAUGCAACUUUUCUUUCUCGUGUUUCCUUUGCAGAACUCUCGAGGAGGAAGAGAAACAUCCUGUUGACUAAACGACUCCAUGGAGGUGGACGCGGGUCGAACAUCCCCCCCUGCUGCUUCAUCGGGUGGCAUUUCCUGCAGGGAUCAGGAUCGGACCCUGGGCAGCGCCGUCAUGACCAACAGAGAAGCCAACGUGGACUCCAACGACGACUCCACCGCUUAUCCUGACGUGGUCGUCAUCUUGUCGGACGACGAACACGACGUCAUGGCGGUGGAUGAGCUGCUCAAGCGUGUGAAGCUCGAGCGGGAUUUGGAGCCGAAGGCAGAAGGAAGACCUAUGAGUGAGAAAGAAACAAAACAAGUUGGAAAAAGGAAAAUCUUAUUGGGUCGUUUCUUCAAAAAGUAUGGUAAACGUCCCGACGGUGACGCUCCGGGUGCCUUGGAAGACGACAUGGAUGACGUCAGACGUGUCUGUUCAACGACACCAUACGGCGUCUACUUGUUCACAGGGCUGGAACUUGAUGCUGGACAGAGCAUCAGUAUUGUCCUAGUGGGCUACUAUGACCAGAGUUUGGAUGCAGGUGCUGUCAGACUACUGGACAGUCUGCAAAUGAGCGUUGACACAAAUCAUCACGUCUCAGCAAACGCAAAUCGGGAUAACACUCAGUCUGAUGUGACUCUUCUCUUGGAAAGUUUGCAGCGAUUUAAGCUUCCCCUUUCCAAACUGUCAGUGUUUUACUCCAAUGCAUCAAACCCCGAGGUGUUUGUGGCCAGUCUGAAGGCCUUUAAUCCGUCUUUGAUGUCGCUCUGUGGCCUGAAGGACCUCACAAGAAGAGCGUGCCAGACCUGGAUCGCCGGACCCUUCAGCUGCGUGGCUGACCUGAUAAGUGCCAUCUAUCAUUACUACUCCAUCAGCCCAUCUGCGAGCGCCAUGCUGAGGGGCUUGUUUUCGGCUGCUGACACGUCCCAACCCUCUCUUCCCGUGGCAGGGCAGCAUUUGCUAACAAUUCAAACAGUGCAGAGGAUGCUCACGUGCUGGGGCGAGCUGGUGAUGUUCUUCAAGUCUGUUGAGAAAUCUCAGGCGGCAAGUUGGAUCUCAGCUCAGCUGAUGGACGCUAAAGUCAAACUGAAAUUCCUGUUCCUCUCCAACACACUACAACCUCUGCUAGAGUUGCAGCAAAGCAAGCGCUCAGACCUUUGGGCGGAGCUGCAGCUGAUCUCCGCACUUCUCACCUCCUAUGCUGCUGUCUUCAGACCUGCUGCCAUGAAGCUUCUCUUCAAGACUCGAGACAUGUCGUUGUUCCAGAAAAAGAACACGCUCCUUCGUCCUGCUGAGAGGCACAUGAUCAGUUUUGCCAACGAUCCCUCAUGGGAGACCACAGUGGAGACUCUGGAGAUGGAAGCCAAGACAGAAUUCAAAAAUGAUGCCGCCGCUUUUUAUAAAUCAUCGCUGAAGUUGUUGGUGGAAAACAUUCCCGAGCAGCUGGACGAUGAGACCAUGUGGAAUGUCAGCAAGGUCCUCACACUCCUGGAAAACAUCAAUGAAGUGAAAUUGUCAGAGUCUGGAAUAUCCGAUUUGGGAGUUCGACUCGGCCUGUGUCGACCCGACUCACCUGAAAAACAAGAGCUGGCCAAUGACUAUCUGGCGUUAAUUAUGCACGCGAGGAAGCUGCAACAUCGGGACAAGGUCCUGACCUGGGCGAAGAUACUGGCUCUGGUGAGAUCAGACUCCACUUUGCAUCAACUCCUGCUGACCAUCCUGGCCCUGCCCUCCUCUCUAGACAUGCAAAGCCUAUUCGACAAGGCUUUUACAAGUGCCAAACCUGUGCAGUGCUUCAUGAUAAAAGUUGAAAAUGGACACAGCACAUCCAAAGUGCUGUGUGCAGCAGGUUCCAAAGGUGAAAGACAGACGAACGGACGAGUCUCAGCGCUUGGCCUGGCAACAGCUCCAAGCUUUUGUGAUAACUCUCCUGCUGUGCCUGAAGCAGAAACCAUCUACAUUGUCAGCGAUGAUGAAGACAAGACCAUGGAUUCCUCUGCCGCUGCCCCACAGGAUGACGGAGAUGUGUCUUCAGAUAUGGGGGCGCUGGUCUGGGGUGAGUUGGAGGGCUUCCCCCGCUGGCCCGCCAUCACAAUACCCUCCGAUGACGGUGAAGAUCCAGAGAUGACGAUGGUCGAGUGGUUCGGCCAGAAAAUGUUCUCAUCGGUUGCGACGCAGUCUUUGAAACCGUUUGGGUCCUUCAACCUGAGCUUCUGUCCAAAGUCAUUUGUCACCCUUCAAUCCUACCAAGAAGCAACUUUAUCAUCCCUGCGGGAAGCAGCAGGACGGUGCAAGAAGCAGUUCAAAGCCAAGUCUCAUGACGGAGAGUCACUCGCACAGGAGAUGCUUGACUGGGCAUUUGGAGGAUUUCUGCCCACUGGACCUGAUGGAUUUAAGCCGAGGGAGCUACAGAAGGGCGGAACCAAAUCGCAGAGCAGGUCACGUGUUAAAAGGAAGCUCAACACUUUCAUCUCCGCGGGCGAUAAGACCCAACACGAUGGAAAUCCUGAAGAGCCUAUAAACACACAGUCUUCCAGUGACCACUUGAAGAGGUCAUCGUUUAAAGCAAGACAGGUGCCAAACGAAGAGGAUGACGGGGAAGAGAAGGUCGUAGAUGUGCCCAUCAGCAAGUGUAGCAUGAAGAAAGGUCAAAAGAAGCAUGAAGAUGACAAAGACACAUCACCGGACUUUGUGCCGUUCUGUAAGAAGGUUGGCACCAAGGUCCAGAACAACGUCACCAACACGAGCGACACCUAUCUCCAGCCUGACCAGGAGCUCCGAGCACAGAUAUUUCAAAGAAUUGUGGACAUGGAUCUGGACAUCGAAGGCUUUUGUUUGUGUUGUGGAACCAAACAAGUGGAGAUAUUUCAUCCUCUUUUUAAAGGCAGCCUCUGUCACGAGUGUAAAGAGAACUUUACACAAACCCUGUACAGAUACGACGAGGACGGUUAUCAGUCCUACUGCACCAUCUGCUGCUACGGAAUGGAAGUUAUUCUUUGUGGCAAGGAAAGCUGUUGCAGAUCCUACUGCGCAGACUGCCUGAACAUCCUCGCCGGUGAGGGCACUUUUGACUCACUGAAGACGGUUGACCCGUGGAUCUGCUACAUGUGCCAGCCCCACGAGUCUCACCGUGCUCUGAUUCCCAGAGAGGACUGGAGCAUUCGUGUGCAGGAGUUUUUCGCCAACACUAGCGCCAUGGAAUUUGAGCCUCAUCGCGUGUACCCCUCCAUCCCUGCAAACCUCCGCCGGCCAAUCAGAGUCCUCUCACUCUUUGAUGGCAUAGGAACGGGCUACUUGGUGCUGAAGGAGCUUGGCUUUAAGAUUGAAAAGUAUGUAGCCUCAGAGAUUUGUGAGGAUUCGCUCGCGGUCACUGAGGUCCACCAUGACGGGAAGAUCACCAAUGUCGGGGACGCACGUUUCAUCACUAAAGAGCAGCUGCAGAGGUGGGGUCCCUUUGACCUUUUGAUCGGUGGAAGCCCCUGCAAUGACCUCUCCAUUGUUAACCCAAUCAGAAAAGGCCUAUAUGAGGGCACCGGCCGGUUGUUUUUUGAAUACUAUCGCAUCCUACACCUGCUGAAACCCAAAGAAGAAGACCCCAGGCCGUUCUUCUGGCUGUUCGAGAACGUGGUCUUCAUGAACACUCAGGACAAGAUCAGCAUCUGCCGCUUCCUCGAGUGCAAUCCUGUGCUGGUGGAUGCUGUGAAAGUGAGCCCGGCUCACAGAGCAAGAUAUUUCUGGGGAAACAUCCCAGGGAUGAACAGGCCAAUCACUGCUACGCAGAAUGACAAGUUAAACCUGCAGGACUGUUUGGAAGGCAACAGACAAGCCAGGCUUGAGAAAGUCAGGACCAUCACCACCAAAUCCAACUCCUUGAAACAAGGCAAGCAAAAACUCCUGCUGCCAGUUCUUCACAAUGGACGAGAAGACAGCCUUUGGAUCACAGAGUUGGAGAAAAUCUUUGGAUUUCCGAAACAUUACACCGACGUGAAGAACAUGAACAGGGGGGAGAGGCAGAAGGUGCUUGGGAAGGCCUGGAGCGUCCCUGUCAUCCGCCACCUCUUCGCUCCGCUGAAGGACUAUUUCGCCUGUGAGGAGAUGAAUCUAAGUACCAGCACUGCAAACCUUUCUUCCAGCUCUCAGUCCUCACCUGCUUCAUCCGAAGUCUUUGGUCUGAGAUGAAGGAGGAUGCAAACUUGAAGUUUAUUUGACUUGUCUAAUAAUGAACCUUUGAUUUUAAAUGGAAUCGCUGACUUGCUAUUGAAAAAUGCUCAUGUUUUUCUGUGUGGCUACACACUUUUUAGUCUGUGUCUAAAUUUGGGUUGACUUUUCAAAGUGAAUGUUGUGGCAUAUUUGCCUAUAUAUUUUUUUUUUUCUGGUGAGUCUAGAUGUGUGAACUUAAAACUGUGAGCAAAAAAGCAUUGUGAUGUUCACUCUCUGUACUUCACAUCAGUGUUAGAUCUUGGUGUUGGACUGAUUUUUCCUCUUGGUUAGUUUUGCAUUGUCACUUUAAUUCAGUUGAUUGAACAAGACGGCCUUGGUGUUCAAACUCAACCGCUGCAGUGGAAUGCUUUGCUAGUAUGUUGUUGUUGUUGUUAGGAAAUGUGUCCUGAUCAAAAUAUGUUGGAUUUAUGUUUAUUCCUUAGGUUUUACUUCUAUUUUUAACCUAAAUCUACCUCAUGUUUUCCUCAUCAUGGAGCCGCUGAAUGUGUAAAACAGUGAAAGUAUUUGUUGUUUUAAGAGUGUCUUCCAGAAAUCUGACCGUAAAUCAAAGUUCUGUUGUUAUUCUUCAUUUCACUGAAGUGGUGCUAUAUGAAUGGAACAUUUUGUGGGUUGUUUUGCGCCAUGGUGUGUAUUUUUGAGUGAUAUUUUAUUGUGAAAUUUGAAUAACGGAUGAAUGAAUUAAA
Synchiropus splendidus (mandarinfish) is the source of this 5008-nucleotide messenger RNA. RefSeq lists its product as uncharacterized. The transcript has 22 exons. The record is from RefSeq and is a predicted model, not a curated record. Gene Ontology annotation, cellular component: nucleus. Lineage: Eukaryota; Metazoa; Chordata; Actinopteri; Syngnathiformes; Callionymidae. Bases 144 to 4283 code for a protein of 1379 amino acids. Gene Ontology annotation, molecular function: DNA binding; DNA (cytosine-5-)-methyltransferase activity, acting on CpG substrates. Gene Ontology annotation, biological process: negative regulation of transcription by RNA polymerase II.